Molecule: messenger RNA, 775 nt
Organism: Raphanus sativus (radish)
Lineage: Eukaryota; Viridiplantae; Streptophyta; Magnoliopsida; Brassicales; Brassicaceae
Product: F-box/LRR-repeat/kelch-repeat protein At1g09650-like
Exons: 2
Coding region: 94-726 (210 amino acids)
Molecular function (GO): protein binding
Source: RefSeq, a predicted model, not a curated record
UUGAUUUGUUAGGUUACUUGGAUAUAAAGUAAACUUUAUGUAUCUCUCUCUUCAUCAACACAACGAUGUACGUCUAAACGACAACGCUCCAGCAUGGAACCGCUGCUCCACGAUGUCGUAGAGCGCAUCAUGGAGAUGCUUCCGGUGAAAUCUCUGCUAAGAUUCAAGGCUGUAUCGAAGCAAUGGCAAUCAACAAUAGAAUCACGAUACUUCCAAGAGAGUCAGUUAAAUCAUCGUGAGCAAUCACGAGAUCCAGAUGUCCUCAUGGUAGGCGUACACUCGUCCGAUGUUAAAGACACAAAUAUAGAAUCUCUAAGAACAUUGGUGUCAGGUUCGUUAUCAUCGGUUAAGAUCCCUACUUCUUGGGAGAACAUAUUUUACUCAGUCUGUAGGAAUAGCUGCGACGGUCUCGUUUGUCUUUACCGUUCGCAUAUAUCUUGUCUUGUUGCCAAUCCCGCCACUGGAUGGCAUCGGACUCUUCCUCGUCCUCUCUGCCACUUACAGCGAGGUAUACGAAACUAUAGGGUUGGUUUCGGUAAGGACAAGUUCACGGGCAUAUACAAGCCUGUUUCGCUAUAUAACGGGCGAGAAGAAGCUACUACAUGCGAAGUUUUUGACUUUAGCACUAAUACUUGGAGAUGGGCAACUUCAUUGGUUCACUCAGUGCAAAGAGACCAGAGUUAUUUCUUUGGAUCUUCACACCGAAACUUUUCAAGUCAUAUCUAGCGUUCCAUUUCCCAACGUAGAUCGUUACAACACUGUCAUGUGCAACCUU